Callithrix jacchus (white-tufted-ear marmoset) is the source of this 2299-nucleotide messenger RNA. It is a transcript of the gene UBOX5, whose product is annotated as U-box domain containing 5. NCBI's taxonomy places the organism in Eukaryota, Metazoa, Chordata, Mammalia, Primates, Cebidae. Gene Ontology annotation, cellular component: ribonucleoprotein granule; mitochondrial matrix; nucleus. Gene Ontology annotation, biological process: mitochondrial RNA processing; protein polyubiquitination; regulation of mitochondrial mRNA stability. The record is from RefSeq and is a predicted model, not a curated record. Gene Ontology annotation, molecular function: RNA binding; ubiquitin-ubiquitin ligase activity; ubiquitin protein ligase binding.
GCCGCAGGCGGAAGUAGCGGACAGUUGGCCGGAAGUGAGGCUGUGAGGCUCGAGUUGCUGUAGGAGCGUUCGUGUCGCCGCAACUCGCGGGGUCCCGGGUUUGUUGUUGCGGCGCCCCCUUCAAGAGGAUCAGGCUGCUUCUGAUGCUUGGAAGCUUUCCUCUCGGCCACAAAGAUGGUAAUAAAUCUUUGCCUUCCACAGUUCAGACCAAGAAUUCACUGCAACAAGAUAUCAGCUGAUGGUUAUGAAGUAGAAAAUCUCAUCUCUGAAGAUCUCACGAAGAGAAGUCAUGGUUUCAGGACGGAGUAUUUCAUUAAGCCACCAGUCUGUGUGACAGUUUCAUUUCCCUUUAACGUGGAAAUCUGUAGGAUCAACAUAGACCUCACAGCUGGGGGAGGUCAGAACAUCACUGGCCUGGAAAUGUACACAUCUGCCUCAUCUAGCAGAGUGUCUUGGAGUACGCCCCAGUGUCGGACCCCAGGCCCAGCCGAGCCAUCUGUCCCAGAUAAGGAGACGUUCACCUUGGUAGGCAAAGUCUUACUGAAAAACCAGAGCCAAGUGGUGUUUAGCCAUAGGGGCUUCAAGGCCAGGCCCCCUUUUGGCCCGAUGGAAGCCACACUCCCCUCCCCUGUUGUUGUGGCCCAGGAGCUCUGGAAUAAAGGGGCUGUUUCCCUUAGCCACGUGGCCCAUCUGAGGAUCUGUAUCACCCAUAUGACAGGUGGUGGUGUCCCUUGUAUCAAGCGGUUGGAAGUAUGGGGUCAGCCAGCCAAGACCUGCUCCCAAGAGGUGAUAGACAGCAUCCUGCUGGUCGCCUCGGAGAGCCUCCCUCAGGAUGUGGCUCUGCAGGCCCCAGCCUUGCCCAUGGAAAGUGACUGUGACCCAGGGGACCAGUGUGAGAGCCAGCAGGCCCCCUCCAGCCUGCAGAAGCUGGCUGAGAGCAUUCAGGAUGUGCCUGAGGAGUUCCUGGAUCCCAUCACCCUGGAGAUCAUGCCUUGUCCUAUGCUGUUGCCCUCAGGCAAGGUCAUCGACCAGAGCACGCUGGAGAAGUGUAACCGCAGCGAAGCCACAUGGGGCCGAGUGCCCAGUGACCCUUUCACAGGGGUAGCUUUUACUCCACACUCUCAGCCCCUGCCUCACCCCUCCCUGAAGGCCCGGAUUGACCAUUUUCUACUCCAGCACUCCAUCCCCGGCUGCCACCUGCUUGGGAGAGCACAGACGGCAUUGGCAGUGACCCCUUCCUCCAUUGUUCUGCCCUGUCGGAAAAGGAAGAUAGAGCAGACUGAACGUGUCCCAGACAGUAAUCUUGGUAUAAAUGCCUCCUAUUUUUCUGCCACAAGCCCUCUGAUUCUACCCACUACCUCAGAGCACACUGCUAAGAAAAUGAAAGCUACCAAUGAGCCGACUCUGGCACACAUGGACUGCUCAACAGGUCCACUGUCCCAUGAGCAGAAGCUGUCACAAAGUUUGGAAAUUGCCUUGGCGUCCACCCUUGGCUCCAUGCCCUCCUUUACGGCACGGCUGACCAGGGGACAGCUCCAGCACCUUGGCACAAGAGGGAGCAGCGCUUCCUGGAGGCCUGGCACCAGCUCGGAGCAGCCUGGGAGCAUCCCAGGCCCCGAGUGUGCCUCCUGCAAAAGAGUGUUUUCGCCCUACUUCAAAAAGGAGCCAGUGUACCAGCUGCCCUGUGGCCACCUCCUGUGCCGACCCUGCCUGGGUGAGAAGCAACACUCCCUGCCCAUGACGUGCACCACCUGCCAGCGGCCAGUUGCUAGCCAGGAUGUGCUGCGGGUCCACUUCUGAGUGACUGGCCUCCACCGGAGGAGACCCAUCACUGGGAGGAGCUGAGGGGAACAGGAGCAGGACACAGCACCCCUGAGGUCUGGCCAGACCCCAGGCACAGAGCUGUCUGCUCCCUCCCGGGGCUCUCAUUCUCACUUCACAGUGUAGCAUACUGCUUUCGCAGUGGUGGCAAAAGGGCAACAAAGCCAUAGGCCAGAGGGCGGGGUGAAUGUCCCUGUCUCCCCUGCCUCCCUGCCACUCACCCUGCCUGAGCCCAGGACCUGCUGGAACCAGCCCCACCCUAGGCAGGAGCACCCCUACUGAGGGCCCCCCAUGCAGUUUAUGUGUACCCCCAUCCAGCAGGGCACUGUGGGUGGCUCACCCUAGACUGUGGCUCAGAUCUCAGGAGCCUCCGCCUUCAGGGUCAUCCAAAAGUGGACCUUGGGGGUUGGGGGUGUCUGUGGAGUGCAUGACUCAGCCCCUGACUGGCAGCCUUAAUAAAGCGAUGGUUGACGUCUGC